Messenger RNA from Neltuma alba, 423 nucleotides. RefSeq lists its product as uncharacterized. Gene Ontology annotation, molecular function: enzyme inhibitor activity. The record is from RefSeq and is a predicted model, not a curated record. The transcript is spliced from 2 exons. The coding region runs from base 1 to 423 and encodes 140 amino acids. NCBI's taxonomy places the organism in Eukaryota, Viridiplantae, Streptophyta, Magnoliopsida, Fabales, Fabaceae.
AUGGAUUCCAGCUCCGACCAUCUUCUGAUCUUCUUCCUACUCUUCUCGUACCACAACCUCAACGGCCUGGCCAUGGCGACAUCAGAUGAGAGUUUGAUCAGCACACUGUGCAGCAAAACAGAAGAGCCAGUAAUUUGCAGAGAGUGCGUUCAAGCAGAUCCUAGCAGCAAGUCAGCAAAUGGCCAAGGGCUGGCCCUCAUAGCCAUUGCUUGCGCAGAGAGGGACACAACCUUUCUGCGAAGACAUUCAAGCUUCUUCAGAAUGCAAGGUCACUAUGACAGUGCUAUAAAGGCUUCAGUCAUUUACUGUUUGAAGCUGUUCGAACGAACUCCAGAAUUGCCUGUGCCACAACAGGUCUUGGCUGGCACUGUAGCCUCAAACCAAACCUGUAGAAAUGCUGUUGAAAUCCUGAGUUCUAUAUGA